CGCAGCCUCCGCCGCCAGGGCCUCCCGAGCGCCCCUCGGCCACCCCCCGGCCCGGCGACCGGCCACCUCGGCGGCGUCCGCCCGAGCCCCCGCCUCGUCCCGUCCUCGCCGCGCACGGCCGCCUGACUCCGUCCCGGACUCACUGGCGAGAGCCGGAGCCAGCUCCGCGGGGCAGCGAUGCGACCCUCCGGGCCGGCCGGCGCGGCGCUCCUGCUGCCGCUGGCUGCGCUCCUGCGGGCCGGCUGCGCGCUGGAGGAGAAGCGAGUUUGCCAAGGCACAAGUAACAGGCUGACCCAGCUGGGCACGUUUGAAGACCACUUUCUAAGCCUCCAGAGGAUGGUUAAUAACUGCGAAGUGGUCCUUGGGAAUUUGGAAAUUACCUACGUACAAAGAAAUUAUGACCUUUCCUUCUUAAAGACUAUCCAGGAGGUGGCUGGCUACGUUCUCAUUGCCCUCAACACCGUGGAGAAGAUUCCCCUGGAAAACCUGCAGAUCAUCAGAGGGAAUGUGCUCUAUGAAAACACCUACGCCUUGGCAGUCUUAUCCAACUACGGCGCAAACAAAACUGGCCUGCGGGAGCUGCCCAUGAGGAACUUACAGGAGAUCCUUCACGGUGCUAUGCGGUUCAGCAACAACCCUGUCCUCUGCAACGUGGAGACUGUCCAGUGGCAGGACAUUGUCAACAAAGACUUUCUGAGCAACAUGUCCUUGGACUUCCAGAACCGCCUGGGCAGCUGCCAAAAGUGUGAUCCAAGCUGUCCCAAUGGAAGUUGCUGGGGCACAGGAGAGGAAAACUGCCAGAAACUGACCAAAGUCAUCUGUGCCCAGCAGUGCUCGGGGCGUUGCCGUGGCAAGUCCCCCAGCGACUGCUGCCACAACCAGUGCGCAGCUGGCUGCACGGGGCCGCGGGAGAGCGACUGCCUGGUCUGCCGCAAGUUCCGAGAUGAAGCUACAUGCAAGGACACCUGCCCUCCACUCAUGCUGUACAACCCCACCACGUACCAGAUGGACGUCAACCCCGAGGGGAAGUACAGCUUUGGUGCCACCUGUGUAAAGAAGUGCCCCCGCAACUACGUGGUGACAGAUCACGGCUCGUGUGUGCGCGCCUGCGGGUCCGACAGCUACGAGGUGGAGGAAGACGGAGUCCGCAAGUGCAAGAAGUGCGAAGGGCCAUGUCGCAAAGUUUGUAAUGGAAUAGGAAUUGGUGAAUUUAAAGACACACUUUCCAUAAAUGCUACGAAUAUUAAACACUUCAAAAACUGCACAUCGAUCAGUGGAGAUCUUCAUAUCCUGCCCGUAGCAUUUAGAGGUGACUCCUUCACACGUACUCCUCCUCUAGAUCCAAAGGAACUGGAUAUUCUAAAAACCGUAAAGGAAAUAACAGGGUUUUUGCUGAUUCAGGCUUGGCCUGAAAACAGGACUGACCUCCACGCCUUCGAGAACCUAGAAACCAUCCGCGGCAGAACGAAGCAACAUGGGCAGUUUUCUCUUGCGGUUGUCGGGCUGGACAUCACCUCCUUAGGCCUGCGCUCCCUGAAGGAGAUUAGUGAUGGAGACGUGAUCAUCUCAGGGAACCAGAACCUGUGCUAUGCAGAGACCAUAAACUGGAAAAGACUGUUUGGGACUUCCGGUCAGAAAACCAAAAUUAUAAACAACAGAGGUGAAAACACCUGCAGGGCCAUGGGCCACAUCUGCCAUGCGUUGUGCUCAUCAGAGGGCUGCUGGGGCCCAGAGCCGAGAGACUGUGUCUCCUGCCGAAACGUCAGCCGCGGCAGGGAGUGCGUGGAGAAGUGUCACAUUCUGGAGGGGGAGCCAAGGGAGUUUGUGGAGAAUUCCGAGUGUAUACAGUGCCAUCCGGAAUGUCUGCCCCAGGCCAUGAACAUCACCUGCACGGGACAGGGCCCAGACAACUGCGUCAAGUGUGCCCACUACAUUGAUGGCCCACGCUGCGUCAAGACCUGCCCAGCUGGAGUCAUGGGGGAAAACAACACCCUGGUCUGGAAGUAUCCAGACGCCAGCCAGGUGUGCCACCUGUGCCAUCCGAACUGCACCUUCGGAUGUGUUGGGCCAGGUCCGGACGACUGUGUAGGCAGGCCCAAGAUCCCGUCCAUCGCCAUUGGGAUUGUGGGUGGCCUCCUCCUGCUGCUGGUGGUGGCCCUGGGCAUCGGCCUCUUCAUGCGCAGGCGCCACAUCGUCCGGAAGCGCACGCUGCGUAGACUCCUGCAGGAGAGAGAGCUCGUGGAGCCACUCACGCCCAGUGGAGAAGCUCCCAACCAAGCUCUCCUGAGGAUCUUAAAGGAAACGGAGUUCAAAAAGAUCAAAGUGCUGGGCUCCGGGGCGUUCGGCACCGUGUAUAAGGGACUCUGGAUCCCAGAAGGUGAGAAAGUUAAAAUUCCUGUGGCCAUCAAGGAAUUAAGAGAAGCAACGUCUCCCAAAGCCAACAAGGAGAUUCUUGAUGAAGCCUACGUGAUGGCCAGCGUGGACAAUCCCCAUGUGUGCCGCCUCCUGGGCAUCUGCCUGACCUCCACAGUCCAGCUCAUCACGCAGCUCAUGCCCUUUGGCUGCCUGCUAGACUAUGUCCGUGAGCACAAGGACAACAUCGGCUCCCAGUACCUACUCAACUGGUGUGUGCAGAUUGCCAAGGGCAUGAACUACCUGGAAGACCGGCGCCUGGUGCACCGUGACCUGGCAGCCAGGAAUGUGCUGGUGAAGACACCACAGCAUGUCAAGAUCACAGAUUUUGGGCUGGCCAAGCUGCUUGGAGCUGAAGAGAAAGAAUACCACGCGGAAGGAGGCAAGGUGCCUAUCAAGUGGAUGGCUUUGGAAUCAAUUUUACACCGAAUUUACACUCACCAAAGCGAUGUCUGGAGCUACGGAGUCACUGUCUGGGAGCUGAUGACCUUCGGGUCCAAGCCUUAUGAUGGAAUUCCUGCCAGCGAGAUCUCGUCUGUCCUGGAAAAGGGAGAGCGCCUUCCACAGCCGCCCAUAUGCACCAUCGAUGUCUACAUGAUCAUGGUCAAGUGCUGGAUGAUCGAUGCAGAUAGUCGCCCCAAGUUCCGUGAGCUGAUCAUCGAGUUCUCCAAAAUGGCCCGAGACCCCCAGCGCUACCUUGUCAUCCAGGGGGAUGAAAGAAUGCAUUUGCCGAGCCCGACAGAUUCCAAUUUUUACCGUGCCCUGAUGGACGAAGAGGACAUGGAAGACGUGGUGGACGCUGACGAGUACCUCAUCCCCCAGCAGGGCUUCUUCAGCAGCCCCUCCACAUCGCGGACCCCCCUCCUCAGCUCUCUGAGCGCGACCAGUAACAAUUCCACUGUGGCAUGCAUUGAUAGAAAUGGGCAGAGCUGUCCUGCCAAGGAAGACAGCUUCUUGCAGCGGUACAGCUCAGACCCCACUGGUGCCCUGACUGAGGACAGCAUAGACGACUCUUUCCUCCCGGUGCCCGAAUACAUAAACCAGUCUGUUCCCAAAAGGCCUGCAGGCUCUGUGCAGAAUCCUGUCUAUCACAAUCAGCCUCUGAAUCCCGCUCCUGGCCGUGACCCCCACUAUCAGAAUCCCCACAGCCACGCAGUGGGCAACCCUGAGUAUCUCAACACCACCCCAUCUACCUGCGUCAACAGGGCCUUUGACAGCCCUGCCCACUGGGCCCAGAAAGGCAACCACCAAAUUAGCCUAGACAACCCUGACUACCAACAGGACUUCCUUCCCAAGGAAGCCAAGCCAAAUGGCAUCUUUAAGGGUCCUACAGCUGAGAAUGCAGAAUACCUAAGGGUAGCACCACCAAGCAGUGAAUUUACUGGAGCCUGAUCAUGGAAGAGAAUAUCAGCCCUAAAAUUUCCAGACUCCUCAGCCUCCCAGGACCAAGUCAUGGCACCACCCCAGGCCUGAUUGCCACGACCAUGUCAACUCUAGGACCCGGGACCAGUUUUGCCAUGUUUGCUCCAACUGGCCCCUCUUUCAAGCAGCAAGUGCCCCCACUUGAAUGCGCUUUGGGAAGUUGCAGGUCCGUUCCUUUGCCCUCAGACUGUGAAGUUUCCACAAAAAGGCACCCAGCAAGAAUGCUGUCCAUUUGAGCAGAAGUCUGCCUUUUGGUGAGGUGCAUUUGAAAAAAAAAAAAAAUAAGGUACAAGGCAUUUUAUUGUUUGGGGAUCUUUGUGGGUUUUGUCACUAUUGAUUUUAACGGGCUCUUCUGACGAGGAAGAAGCUUGCUCAUAGCACCUGCGACACUGAGUUGAUCCAGGCCCUGCUGUGACCAAGGAGUACAGCCACAAGUCUUCCAGCUAACUCUUCAUUCCACUGGCUCUGCUUCGAGACGCGUCCACUGCAAGACAAGAAGUUUGUGUCCUUAGCAGGCCUGACUGGGACUGUAUCACAUUAUGGCAGGUACGAUAGGAUAAGCCACUUUGUCCCUUCCUGGGCAGAGAAGAAAUGGAAGGGGUAGAAUUCUUCCUCCGACUUGCUUUUGUAUAAAUGAUACCUACUCCCCACUGGUUAACCAGGGUUUUCUGCAUAGGAGCAUUAGACUUGCUUGUUUAUUUUCCAUUCCAUUGUUCUGAAACUUAGUGCACUUUCCCUGUGGCUGUCAUGACGUUGGCCAGAGGAGACGGUACAUCAGACAGUAACUGAGAUCCAGCCCGUAUCUGAUUCCUUGACCUUCAGACCUGUAGCCUGUUAUUAAGAUGGAAUACACACACACAAAUUGUCAUUUUGCUUUUAAAUUAUUUAUUGACUCUGAUUAAUUAGAGCCCCACAGUUCUGUUAUGAAAAUAUGUGAUAUUGUCCUAGUGGAAAUAAAACCACAUCCAAUUCAGUUCCAUUACAGUGCUCUUAUAGCAACUAUGCCAGCCUAGCAAAGGUACUAAAAAUAUAAAAAUAAAUAGGACAUAAUCCCUGAUUCUGAGAAAUUCACAAUUUAGCAGAGGAAAUGGACUCAUAAAUCCUAACCUUAAAACAAUAUGCUAAAUGCCAGACAAGACGUGUCAGUUGAGCACUGUGAGAGCACAAAGCAGGAGGUGGCUUCUACCAGGAGCCCUGGGAGGUCCUGCAAGGAGGCCACAUUGGAGCUGGGCCUCACAGACUGCCAGGGGCUCCACCACAGGGACAUGGCAGGUGCGUUCCCAGCAGAGGGAGCCCGACCCGCCAGGAAGGCAUCUGCCAGAGGUGUCCGCUAGUAAUCUUGUCACCCUAAGAGCCUGGGGGUCUGGCUUGCAGCACCCCACGUUUUCCAAGCAUUGCAUCCCCACUGAGGCUUUCGGGCUGUCACCUUUGAGAAUGAUUAGUGAGAGGAUCAAGAACAUUUCUAGGAGUCUGAGAUUUUAUGCCUUUGUCAGGAAACUACUUUUAUUAUUUAUUCACCUCAGCACAUUUUAGUCAGAUGUUUACUGAGAACUGGGAAACACAAUGAGUCACACUCGGCUGUCUCCUAUUGAGAAGCAGAUGAUUGAUGAGGGAUGGCAGUUGUAAGCCAAGUUAUAGCAGUUAAAUCCUAGUAUUUUUAUAGUUUGAAAUACUUUACUAUUGCACAAUAAAACAGCAAAAACUUCAAGCUUCCUUCUCCUUUAUAUUUCAAUUUUCUGGCAUAAAAUCUAGUUGCUAAUUUCCAUUUUAAUAUUGGGUUUCCCAAAAUGUUCUCACUACAUCUGUCCAUGGAGGCAUGAGGGGCUUGUGGAAGCUGCAAAGCCACAGCCCCCUCUCGGGACCCUGGCAACUGCUGUGGGCGGGCCAGGGUCCCAUCAUGUCUACAUCACAGCCCCUACUGGCCUCAUUUCAAGGCUUGUACUCUGUCAUCUCGGAUCCUCCUCAGUGACGGCCAGUCCCUAAUGCUCUCCAGACAGCCCAUCUGCUGUUUCCCCCUCAGUUCCUAAAAGACCUUCCCCCAUGGCCCCAGCCUCAGACCUGGCCUACGGAAACAGUUCACGGGAAAGUAAGACUUGGGGUUCACAUUCACCAUGGGCUGUGGUCCUCGCAUACAUCUUCUCAUAUAAUCUCUAAGGAGUCCCUGUAAUUAUACUCCAGGAAGUAAAAAAGAGAUGAAAACUUGCAAUGAAUUUGAGUUACCACUGACUGUAUAAGUAGGAGCACUGUGGAGGCGUCACGUGGACUACCAGCUGAUGAUAACAAAGCUCAGGAGUUGUCACAAGUUCUUACAUUUGUGCUUUAGCCCUGCCUCCCCCCAUCCCAAACUGCAAGUAUGAACCCACCAUGAACACAACAGCCACUGGUUCUCGAGCUUGGCAGACCUUGGGAAUCCCUUGGGUCCCAUCCAGAAACACUGAUUUUUCUCAGGUGCAGCCUGUGCCCAGGGACUUUUUGGUGUGCACCACAAGUUUCCAGAACACCUGGUAUAGAGACUAGGCCUGAGAGGUGAGCCUCAUGGCAGGCUGGGGGCCUCUGGCUGCACGUCUAUAGGAUGAAAUGGUCGUGUGAUGGUGACCUACCAGCUCACCUCACUGCAAAGAAGACUCGCCUGGGGACCUUAAAAAGAAAGGGUCUGUGGUCCCUGCAGACCAAUUCUGUCAGAAUCUCAGGGGCUCCCCAGGAGACUAUAACAAUAAGUGUUGAAACCCUCAUCUCCAGGGUCUCCUUCAGGUGUAUGAGGCUGCAAGUCUAUACCAUGUCCCCAAGUCAUGGUAGAAUAAAAGAGCCUGAGUAGGGUAGAUUCCCAUAUGCAGCAAACAGAAUGGUUUGUAGUCACUGAUAUGCCUGAGACUUGGCCACUAGUGGCCAUUCCAAAGAUGUCCAAUUUGUUGUCACCAGCAGUUUAUCUUGAAAGCUGCGAAUACCCAAAUCUGAGCCUUGAUAAAGCCUUGGGACACUGCAUUUUCUAAGUAGAUUAUAAAAAUCAAUUUCUUCCCUCCCCCUCAUGAAUGAGUUGCUCCCUCUUAAGCGGCAGCUAUGACAUUGCCCUUAAUGUCUACUUUGCAUUUCUUUCUUGUGAUAAGCACAUGUUUUUUAUCACAAUAUAAUGAUCUGUUUAUAUUUCCUUGCCUGGGGACUGUAAAUCCUUACUGAAUAGAAAUCCCUGCCUCUUUUACCAGCCACACCUGCCAUACAUCUUGGAACUAUUAAAAGACACAUUCAGACAGGACUUUUAAAUGUAAAUCUAUUUUUAUAACUUUUUUGUGGGGGGUAUUGUCCUCUUUAUGUAGCACUGAACUUUGUAAAGUAUAUUUUUAGGAAACUCAUUUUCUACUAAAGGAAACAGUUUACUUUAGAAAGACUGCAACAGAAUCAAAAUUUGAAACUGAAAUCUCUGUUUAAAAAGAUUAAAUUGUAGCAAGAGAAGAGUCUUUUCUCUCUUAUAAAGAGGUACAACUUCAUUGCAGAGCUAAGCUAGGUCACUGCCAUGGUGAAAAGGAGAAUCGUCAUUCUUAUAUUCACACAACUAGAAAAGAUGGAAAGCACAUUUAGCUUAGAAUUGGCCUGGAGCAAGGGCCAGCCUGUGGCUCACUCGGGAGAGUGUGGUGCUGAUAACACCAACGCCGCGGGUUCGGAUCCUAAAUAUGGAUGGCCGGUUAGCUCACUGGCUGAGCGUGGUGCUGACAACACCAAGUCAAGGGUUAAGAUUCCCUUACCGGUCAUCUUUUAAAAAAAAAAAAAAAAAAAAGAAUUGGCCUGAAGCAGGUACAGUUGAGUCUGUUCAGGGCACUGUUAAUGGAAAGUGUAUACCGUACUCUGAUCAUCUAUCAAUAUGACCCUAUCAGUGUAAGAAAAGCAAUAAUACAGCACUUUGCUGGUUUAUGUAUACUAGUCUGACUUCAAUGCAGAUUAUUUUAUUUUUGUAUUUACAGUUGAUAUGCAUUUACCCCUAUAGACUAGAAAUACGUGGAGAGCCCUAAUAAUGUUCAGCAUGUUUUGGUUAUGCAAUAUAUCGAUGAAAUCCAUCAACAGUCUUACCAAGUCUAAGCAGGGCCACCCUAGAGAAGGGGUUCUCAGCCUGGCUGCACAGUGAAGUCACCUGAGGAGCUUUUAAAAAUCUUCAAGGCCAGCUGCACUUCAGACCAAUUAAAUACAUACAAGUCUCUAGGGGUGAAACCCAGGCAUUUGUACUUUUUAAAGCUCCUGAGGUCAUUCCAAUUUGCAGCCAAAUUUGAGAACCACCAGCCUAGGGAUUAGCCACAGGGACUGGGACUUGCUGGCUAUUUCUGCAGGUGUAGGUAACUCCUGGGCCCAGAGGACUCAGCAUCUGGUACAGAUUCAGGAACCUGGAGAGUGUACAAGAUGCUUGGUCAAGAAGGGAGAGUGUCUAACCAGUCAAUUAAAAGCAAAGGAAAUGGGAAACAGGUACCUUUUUUCUAGUUCUCUCCACGAAAGGUGGACUGGCAAUAAAAUAAAAUAUGUAUUCUUGCUGCUUGUGCAGCUGACAUCAUUGCCCUCUUUGAGCAACCAAGCAACCUUUAUUUCCGGGGUGGAUGAAAACAUUGACCUAUCAGUUACAUUACAAAAGGCAGACUUCAAGUGGUUUGCAUAAGUAGUUGGAGGUCUUUUAUAAAAACGAAAAUCCAAAAAGAGGAUUAUUGCUUUAAGAAACACUUUUUUAUACUUUUUUCAUAACUUACACCUGGAUAAAAACUGAAGUAGCUGGGUUUUUUGUUUUGUUUUUUUCUCCCAUCCAUAUCUGCACAGCCAUACUGUGUCCUCUGAGGUCGAAAAUCUGCCCUGUCUCAAUUACCAGCAGAAGUACUAAUAAUCUCCUUCCUCUCACCUAGCAGACAACACUACAGGAGAAAACUUAAAUACAUACAUUUUUCGAUUAAUUAUUUUAAAACAAAAACCCUAUUGACCUGAUUUGGCUACGAAAUAAUCUUGCUGUAUAAUAUAAUCUCUUGGAAACGAAGAGAUCCUGUGGAUCUGAUGGCUGGUAUUAGAGGUGAUGAUGGAACUAACAACAGACAGCAAUAACUUCAUGUUAGAAACAUUCUAGCGAUAGCGUUCUAGCUUCUAAUAUGGUACAUUUUAACCUUGUAAAGUUUUGCAAUGAUGAAAACAGUAUUUGUACAAAUGAAAAAAAGCAAGAUUCUCUUUUAUGUGGUUUGUACUGUUGAUCAGAACAUGUUGAUUGU
Cynocephalus volans (Philippine flying lemur) is the source of this 9059-nucleotide messenger RNA. It is a transcript of the gene EGFR, whose product is annotated as epidermal growth factor receptor. Gene Ontology annotation, biological process: cell surface receptor protein tyrosine kinase signaling pathway; negative regulation of apoptotic process; protein phosphorylation. Gene Ontology annotation, molecular function: epidermal growth factor binding; epidermal growth factor receptor activity; ATP binding. The transcript is spliced from 28 exons. Gene Ontology annotation, cellular component: signaling receptor complex; basal plasma membrane; plasma membrane. Bases 178 to 3804 code for a protein of 1208 amino acids. NCBI's taxonomy places the organism in Eukaryota, Metazoa, Chordata, Mammalia, Dermoptera, Cynocephalidae. The record is from RefSeq and is a predicted model, not a curated record.